This is a messenger RNA of Nymphaea colorata (pocket water lily), 1191 nucleotides long. RefSeq names its product receptor like protein 29-like. Gene Ontology annotation, molecular function: protein binding. The record is from RefSeq and is a predicted model, not a curated record. The transcript has 4 exons. Lineage: Eukaryota; Viridiplantae; Streptophyta; Magnoliopsida; Nymphaeales; Nymphaeaceae. Bases 1 to 1191 code for a protein of 396 amino acids.
AUGACGGGGUUGGUCGGCCUCGACUUGGCCUACACUGGUCUCGUCGGCACCUUUCCAGCUUCCAUGCCUCGCUUACGCAACCUGACCUACCUGUCGCUAGACCACAACGGGCUCACCGGGGCCAUACCAUCUGGGCUCGGUGGGCUCCCCUUCAUUCACGACCUUGACCUCAGCUACAACCAGCUCAGCGGGCAGGUACCAUUCCAGAAGGAGGUGGUGGAGCGGUUGGGCCCCAAGCUCAAGCUCGCCAGAAACAAUGGCCUGUGUCUCGGCUCGGAGAUGGUCGGAACCAGCUUGGUCAGGGUGGAAGUCGAUGGGUUCAUCUCUGCUAACCUCGCCGAGUCGUUGGCUUGUGAUGGCUCGGCGGUGGGAGUUAGUAGACAGUCAGUUUCUAAAUCACUUAAUGUAAAUCAGAAGUGGAGCCACAUUGUGGCUAGGAAUGGCAGGUUCGAGCCAAGAGACAACCCAGCUCUGUUGGCGGUGAAAAAAGCCCCGUCAGAGGUAUGGGGUUUUCUUGUAGUGGCAGCUAUCACCGUCUCUGGUAUCUUUGCCCGAGCUGCUGCCGCCGGAGAUCAGCCACCGGGGGAGCUAAAGGGCUUGGAAAUGUUGGUCCUCUGCAACAACAGCAUCAAUGGCACACUUCCCCUGUUCCUGGGACGAAUGCAGGGUCUGCAGGACCUCCACUUGGGGGGGAACCCCCUAGGAGGAACCCUUCCAGAUGUUUGGAGCCAGAUGACGGGGUUGGUCGGCCUCGACUUGGCCUACACUGGUCUCGUCGGCACCUUUCCGGCUUCCAUGCCUCGCUUAUGCAACCUGACCUACCUGUCGCUAGACCACAACGGGCUCACCGGGGCCAUACCAUCUGGGCUCGGUGGGCUCCCCUUCAUUCACGACCUUGACCUCAGCUACAACCAGCUCAGCGGGCAGGUACCAUUCCGGAAGGAGGUGGUGGAGCGGUUGGGCCCCAAGCUCAAGCUCGCCAGAAACAAUGGCCUGUGUCUCGGCUCGGAGAAGGUCAGAACCGGCUUGGUCAGGGAGGAAGUCGAUGGGUUCAUCUCUGCUAACCUCGCCGAGUCGUUGGCUUGUGAUGGCUCGGCGGUGAGCUCGAGUGGGUCGAGUUUCGGAUCGGAUUCUUGGUACCGCAUGGCUCUGGCCCUGCUUCCUGCUGCCUGCUUACCUCCUCAUGUUUAG